AGAUUGACCACUCUGCCAAAAAAUUACCCCCCAUGAAGUCGGCAUCAGUCAAUUUGGCACGAAUUCUAAGUUCAACCUUCAAUAAGACGACCAAUGUCUCGUUCUCUGACGUUGAGACCAAAGUGGCUCCGGUGUUAUUUCAGGCAUUUAAGAUGAUUCCUCAGCUGUCCGAAAUCUCAUACAUUGGGAUGGAUGGUCUAUUUUUCUCAUACUACAAAGAACAUGAUCAAAAUCUUGCAAUGUACUCUAACUCUUCCAUUUCUUCAGCCUCGGGUUCUUCGAAAAUCACAUACUACGUUCAACCUGUAAAUCUUGACACUGGAGGAUUAUAUGGUGAAGCCGUAACAUAUAAGCAUCCUGUUAAUACGAGUUGGACCCAGGAAGCAGUCAACAGUUCCAACGGAUAUGCCUCGUUGGGAUACAAGUGGAGUGGCAAUCAUCAGAUUUUAUACCUUAAUCUUGUCAGUAUCUCAAGAACAGGGGUUAUCUCCUUAGGACUUCCAGCAUCGACAAUUACAGACUUUGUCACUCCCACUAGGCGUCAAGGUUCAAGCUUGUAUUUGGCUUCCAAAGAUGGAAAAGUGCUUCUGCAAGGAAUCCAACAUGCCCAUAUAGUAUUCUAUGAUGAUACGGCUUCCUUCUAUUCAGUGAAACCAAAUGGUGAGCUUCUGAGUAAUCAGGGCUUCGUCUCAUGUAAAGCUGAAGCCACAGCUUCUGUUUUGAAGAUUGGGGAUACUCAAUAUUUGACACGCUGCUCAUCAAUUGAUAUAAUGGGAGUAGAAUUGGCGUACGUCUUGGCUAUCCCCCAAAAUGGAUUAGUGACCUUUGUACGUGAGAGUAGAAAACGGGGAUUGGUGCUAAUGAGUACAAUGAUAGUGAUGAUAUUAGCCUCUAUCUUUAGUUUUCUUUUGUUAAAUGCUAUAAUGGGUCGGCGAGAGAUGCGUUUGUGCUUCUCUCUCAUCAAACAAAUGGAAGCCACUCAGCAAGCAGAGAGGAAGAGUAUGAACAAGAGCCUAGCAUUUGCUAGUGCUGGCCAUGAUAUUCGUGCUUUCCUUGCUGGCCUUACUGGUUUGAUAGAGAUGUCCUAUGAAGAAGUUAUCCCUGGUUCAGAGCUAGAGGCCAAUUUGAAACAAAUGGGUACUUGCACAGAAGACUUGCUAGGGCUAUUGAAUUCUAUUCUUGAUACAAGUAAAAUUGAGGCAGGGAAAAUGCAGCUUGAUGAAGAGGAGUUUGAUCUAUCCCAAGUCAUAGAAGAAGCAACUGAUUGGUACUAUCCUGCGGCCAUGAAAAAAGGUGUCGAUCUUGUCUUGGACCAUUGCAACGGUUCGGUUAUUAGAUAUUCGCAUGUGAAAGGUGACAAGGGAAAGCUUAAACAAGUUUUGUAUAAUUUGUUAAACAAUGCUGUCAAAUUUACAAAUGAGGGACAUGUAGUAGUUCGAGCUUGGGCUCAAAAGCCAAGUUUCCAGAAGUCAAUAAUGGCUUCUAAAAGAUACAAUUUUAUCAAGCAUUUUCCAUGCUUAUUUUACAAGAAAAAUGAAUCAGAUGUGAAAGUAGAAGUAAGAAAUGCAAUCCAACGAGAGCCAAACUUGUUGGAGUUUGUGUUUGAAGUAGAUGAUACAGGAAAAGGAAUUCCUAAAGAGAAGCAUAAGUCAGUGUUUGAUGAUUAUGUUCAAGUCAAAGAAAAUGCUUCAGGACUAGGAGGCACGGGUUUGGGACUUGGUAUUGUGCAAUCACUGGUACGUUUGAUGCAUGGGGACAUUGGAAUUAUGGAAAAGGAAAUAGGUGAAAAAGGAUCAUGCUUUAGAUUCAACGUCCUCCUUCACGUUUGUGAGACAGUCACAGGUGGUAGUAACACUAAAGAAGAUAAUGAUUUAGGAGGUGACAUACAUCUCAAUCAAUUUCAAGGACAAGAUAUAAACACCCCUAGUUCUGGUUCUAGCAUAUGUUCCCCCAGCCCAAAAUUACCUAUUUUCGCCUCUAGUAGGUCAGGGGCUUCUUGCAUUAUUCUUUUGAUACAAAACGAAGAGAGACGAAGGACUACUCGAAGGUUCAUGGAGAGCUUAGGGAUUAGAGUUAAGGUUGUGAGGCAGUGGGAACAUUUGUCUCAUACUCUUAAGAAGAUCAAGGAGAAGGGGCAUAAUUCUAACCAGAGCUCCAUUGGAACAUCAGAUACUAGUUCUAGAUCUGCAUCUCAAAAUUCUAAUUCCAGAGCCAGAGGAUUUCCUUUGAGCGCUACAGAUGGAAUUUACUAUAUGCCUUCGAUUUUUAACAGGUUAGAAGAUAGAGCUUCUUCGGGUCUGGUUCUACUUGUGAUUGAUUCAAUUGCAGGACCCUUUUCAGAACUUAGCAGAAUUGUAUUUGCAUUCAAAAGAGACCUUGGGAGUCCUUGCAAGGUGGUUUGGUUAAAUAAGCCACUCUGUGGAGACAGUUUCAAAGCACUUGGUGAGGAUGCAUUAGAUCCUGAUGACAUUAUCUUGUCCAAGCCAUUUCAAGGUAGUCGUUUGUUUGAAAUUAUGAGGCUUCUUCCCGAGUUUGGGGGUAGUUCAACUAAUAUAUCUAGAAUUGGAAGAGUAAGGGAGGACACUUUUCACAAUAGACUUAGGAAAUCAUUCAAAGAUUGCCACACAUCAAGAUAUCAGUCACCUAUAUCAGACAGAGCAGAAUUUUCCUCAUCCAGUGUAAACCCAUCUCAAGACUAUGGUAAUUCAUCAAGGAGGGAUCAGCUGUAUUCUUCUAGCAAGUUCAAAGCAAGGAAUUCUCCAAUCGACCACAAAGAGAUACAAAAGUGCAAUUAUUCAAACAACGACAAGCCCUUGUGUGGCAAGAAGUUUUUGAUAGCAGAUGAUGUUGAAUAUCUGCGCAGGAUAGCUUUUAAGACCCUGAUACAUCUAGGUGCAAGUGCAGCUAAUGUGAAGGAAUGCGAGAAUGGCAAAGAAGCAGUAAAUCUAGUUGAAGAGAGUUUAAAGGGGGCUUUUCCCUAUGAUUACAUCAUAAUGGACUGUGAGAUGCCCGUAAUGGAUGGGUUUGAGGCAACGAAGCAGAUAAGGAAGAUGGAGAAGGGGUAUGGGGUUCAUGUUCCUAUCCUGGCUUUAACAGCUCAUACGUCAGGGGAGGAGAUCAGCGUGACGAAGGACGCAGGAAUGGACGCUCAUUUAGGCAAGCCACUUAGACCACACCAUUUACUGGCUGCCAUUAAAGACAUACACAAUAAUACAGGCUGAA
Molecule: messenger RNA, 3222 nt
Organism: Neltuma alba
Lineage: Eukaryota; Viridiplantae; Streptophyta; Magnoliopsida; Fabales; Fabaceae
Product: histidine kinase CKI1-like
Exons: 6
Coding region: 33-3221 (1062 amino acids)
Biological process (GO): phosphorylation; phosphorelay signal transduction system
Molecular function (GO): phosphorelay sensor kinase activity
Source: RefSeq, a predicted model, not a curated record